Nematostella vectensis (starlet sea anemone) is the source of this 3780-nucleotide messenger RNA. RefSeq lists its product as uncharacterized. The record is from RefSeq and is a predicted model, not a curated record. Gene Ontology annotation, molecular function: nucleic acid binding. Gene Ontology annotation, biological process: DNA integration. The coding region runs from base 1 to 3780 and encodes 1259 amino acids. NCBI's taxonomy places the organism in Eukaryota, Metazoa, Cnidaria, Anthozoa, Actiniaria, Edwardsiidae. The transcript has a single exon.
AUGGCCGAAAGUGGGGAAAUGUAUCAUCGAGCUCCGGGACCUUUGGUGUUGGAUGCGAAUGCAUCAGAAAAUUGGAGAAAGUUCCUAAUGCAGUUCGAAAUUUACUUGGUUGCAAAAGGAAAGGACGACAAGGGAGAUAAGUUAAAAGUUAAUUUGUUACUUAACUGUGCUGGACCGAGUGCAAUUGAAGAGUAUAGCCACUUUGUGUAUACUGCAGGCGAGAGUAAUGAAUCUUAUGGUGAUGUGUGCCGAAAGUUCCAUGAACUUUGUCGAGGAGCUAAGAAUGUCAUUUAUGAGCGACUGCUCUUCAAUCUUAGAAACCAAAAGGAGGGUGAACGAAUUGACAACUUUGUUAGUGAGCUAAAACGGCUUUCAUUAAACUGUGACUUUGGAGCACUUAGAGAUUCAUUGAUACGAGACCGUAUUGUGGGGGGAGUAACCAGCGAUGAAUUGCGAGGGGAGUUGUUGAAAAAGCCAGACCUUACCCUACAAACCGCGCAUGAUUACUGCAGAACUUAUGAGGCGACUGAGCUGCAGAAGUAUAAGUUUGUUCCACAGACAGUAGUCCCAAGUAAAACAGUGUCUGUGCAACCAGUCCAAGUUAAGAAAGAACAGCCGUCUUGUAAGUUCUGUGGAUAUCGCCAUUCAUUUGCACACCCAACACGAUGCCCAGCCUUUAAAAGGAAUUGCAAGAUUUGUAGCAAAACAGGCCAUUUUGCAAAGAUGUGUAAAAACAAACAGAAAAAAGAUCCAGAAGUGCAUGUGGUGGAACAGGAGUAUGACUCAAGUGACAGCAACGAAACCCACACAUACUUUGGAUCCAUUGAAGUCGGAAGCGUGUUACAGAACCAGCAACCCAAAAAGAGCCUGAUAAAAGUCAUGAUAGCAGGAAAAGAGGUCAAACUGAAAGCAGACACGGGUGCGGAGGCUACUGUCAUCCCCUACAACUUGUACAAGAGCAUCACCAACAAGCCGUUGAAACGUGUACACCAGCCUUUGAAGGGCUGGCUUGCGACUAAGCCCAUCUACCCUAAAGGAUGUGUCCGCCUUCCAACACAGUACAAAGAUCGAAAGAUAGAUCUGUUAUAUCUUGUAGUUGAUGGAGAGUUCACCCCACUACUAAGUUGUGAGGCUUGCCUUGAUCUUGAAGUCCUACAGUUCAUGGAUCUCACAUUGCUAGAUUCACCAUCAGCACAAACAUCAAACAUCGACUUGUCCAGAGAACAAAGCAAAAGUACCACAACCCUCACAAGUGACCCUGUUCUGAAAGAUUACCUUGAUUGCUUCAGUAACAAACCAGGAAUGUUACCCAACAAAGUACACCUAGAGGUAGACUCUGCAGUAACUCCAGUUAUACACGCACCCAGAAAGAUCCCAGUAUCCAUGUUAGACCCAACUCAACAGAAGCUGAGAGAGAUGGAAGAAGAUGGGAUCAUUGUUAAAGAAGAAGAACAUACCCCUUGGGUCUCUUCGAUGUUAGUAAUCGAUAAACGAAAAGGCAAAGAAAAGAAAAGCCCACCAACCAAAGACAACAUCAGAAUAUGUAUAGACCCACGUGACCUCAAUAGAGCCCUCAAGAGACCCCAUUAUCCGAUGGCCACAGUGGAACAGGUUGCCAACAAACUCACCGGUGCUGAAAUAUUCUCAACGUUGGAUGCAUGCAGCGGUUUUUGGCAACUACCAGUAGACGAAGAAAGCUCGAAGCUCCUGACUUUCAAUACCCCCUGGGGUCGAUACAGAUUCCUGCGGCUCCCAUUCGGCAUAAGUUCCGCGCCCGAGAUUUACCAACGAGAGAUGGACCGACUCUUCGCAGGAGUACCAGUAGAAAUAAUCGUUGACGACUUUUUGAUACAUGGUGGAAAUCAAUGUGAGCUAGAUGACAAGAUGAUUGCAGUAUUGAAGAGGAGCCGUGAGAUAGGUCUAAAGUUCAAUCCACGUAAAGCCAAACUUCGAGUUCCUGAAGUCAGCUACGUUGGACACCUAUUUACUGCAGACGGUUUAAAGCCUGAUCCUGAAAAGGUAAGAGCUAUCAACGAGAUGCCUGCCCCGACCGAUAAAGAUGGCAUACUACGUUUCCUAGGAACUGUAAACUAUCUGGAUAAAUUUAUUGAACAUAAAGCUGAUCUCCAGGGCCCUAUCUCGCAGCUAACAAGGAAUGAUACCGCAUUCGUAUGGGAGACACCUCAACAGCAUGCAUUUGACAAGCUCAAAGCAGUCAUUACCUCAGCGCCAGUUUUAGCCUAUUUUGACAACACCAAAGAGACAGUGCUUAAUGUUGAUGCAAGUGGCACGGGAUUAGGUGCUGUGAUUCUGCAGGACGAAAGACCUGUAGCAUUUGGCUCAAAAACACUAUCACCUGCUGAGACAAGGUAUGCCAACAUCGAGCGAGAGCUUCUGGCAAUUGUCUGGGGAACUGAAAAGUUCCAUACUUAUGUUUAUGGACGUCGUGUUGUAGUUGAAACCGACCACAAACCACUAGAAGCCAUCUUCAAAAAGCCCUUGAAUGAAGCACCACCGAGAUUGCAGAGGAUGUUGUUAAAGCUGACAAAGUAUGACCUUGAUGUUCGUUAUGUGCCAGGAAAGAACCAAUUCAUCUCAGAUUGCUUAAGCAGAGCCCCAGUUAGUGACACUAAACCAGUUAGUGAACCAGAAGAGAUGAUUGGAAUCAACUUAAUUGACAGUCUUGGUGUAGAUUCAAGCACUUUGCAAAAAUUCAAGGAAGCAUCAAACUGCGAUGUUACCUCUCAAGUGGUCAUGGAAUAUGUCGUUAAAGGUUGGCCAGCAGAAAAACAUCAACUUGAUGAGCUAGCGAGAGAAUACUGGAGUUUUAGAGAGGAACUUAGCGUAGAAGAUGGUUUGUUAUUCAAAGCAGACAGAAUCAUUGUCCCGAGAUCGUCGAGGGCAGAGGUGCUAGAAGAAAUUCAUGGCGCCCAACGUGGGGCUAAUUGUGUUAUCAAUAACUUAAAGAAGAUUUUUGCAAGGUUUGGGAUCCCGGUGGAAGUUCUGAGCGACAAUGGCUCCCAGUACAGUAACACUAGAAACCUUUUUAAUAGUUCACAUGAGUUCAAAAAGUUUGCAGAUGAGUGGGGUUUCCGUCACACCACAAGCUCUCCAGAGUAUCCACAAUCAAAUGGAGCUGCCGAGAAAGCAGUUCAGACCGCAAAACGGAUUUUAAAGAAAGCGGCUGCUGACAACAAAGAUCCUUUUGAAGGAUUACUCAAAUACAGGAAUACACCCUUUGAUGACUUAGGUGUGUCUCCAGCUCAGCUGCUUAUGAGUAGGAGAACACGUACCCAACUACCGACUCAUCGACGUUUGCUACUGCCUCAGCCUGUUGACCCAAAUCAAGUUGUGAAGACAUUGAAACAUCGUCAGAGUGUUUCAAAAAAGUAUUAUGAUAGUCAUAGUCAUGAUCGCCCUCCUUUACAAGUUGGAGAUAAGGUGCGUAUCCGUCCAAACCGGGAGGCUGAGUGGAGGAAAGCAGAAGUAUUGCCCCGAUCGUACUUAUUAGGAGAUGAGCGUGGGCGUGUCUUCAGGAGAAAUCGACGACAAAUCAUUUCAACACCUAAUGAUCAAUCGAUGAGCACAAGUCCUUUUGUUAUACCAGCCAUUCCUCAACUACCACCAGAAAGUACCAACAACCCCACACAGUUAAGCAAUAAUGUGACAGCAUCGCCUACACCACCAAAGUCUUCUGAGAGGCAACACGAGACGACACCGAUGAGCACAGCAUCUGGCAGGGUUAUCAAAAAACCACAAAGACUUAUUGAACAUUGUUAA